Messenger RNA from Blepharisma stoltei, 663 nucleotides. The record is from the annotation of a GenBank genome assembly. Lineage: Eukaryota; Ciliophora; Heterotrichea; Heterotrichida; Blepharismidae.
AUGGAAGCGCUUUACCGAGAACUCUUUGUAAACAGUGGCAGAAAGGUCCUUGCAAUUGCCAAAAAUUAUUUCGAGCAUGCAAUAGAAAUGAAUGCGACUGGUGUCCCUCCAAAGCCGAUAAUUUUCCAAAAACCUCUAACUUCGGUUAUUAGUGAAGGAGAAUCAAUUGUGAUCCCUGAAGGUGUUGAAGUCCACCAUGAGAUUGAGCUCGGUGUUAUGAUUGCGAAAAGAGGUAAAAAUAUUGCCCAAAGUGAAGUGGAAGAAUUUAUAGCAGGUUACUUCGUGGCUUUAGAUAUGACUGCAAGGAACGUGCAAGCAGAAGCAAAAGCGAAUUCAUGGCCUUGGGAUGUAGCCAAAGGGUAUGAUACUUUUCUGCCAUUGUCUUCAUUUAUUCCUAAAGAAGCUGUUCAAGAUCCUUAUGCCUUGGAACUGGAGCUUUUGAUAAAUGGAGAAACAAAACAAAGAGGAAUGACAGGAAGCAUGCACUAUAAAAUUGAUCAAAUAGUAUCGUAUUUAAGCAACAUAAUGACUUUAUGUCCUGGAGAUAUCAUCCUGACAGGUACACCUUCAGGGGUUGGACCAAUUCAUCAUGGAGAUGUUUUAGAUUGCAUUUGCAGACAAAGUGGAAACGAAUUAGUCAGAGCUCGCUUUAAUGUGGCCUAA